AUGGACAACGUAAAGUUCAACCCGAAGCGGUCAUUCCCAUACCCAAUCGCACUCGCCGACCUCUACAACACGUUUCGCAGCUUCAGUCUCGCGCUGCCACUGUAUCUCGUUGCGGAAGAGUCGUCAGAAGACGAAUUGAUGCACGAUACACGGAAGCCUGCGAAGCCAACAGGGCCGCCAAAGGUGACGAAUCCGUCGAAGCAAAGUAGCUCAUCAGAGCCAACCCGGGCGUCGAAGAAAUCAAGACUGUCACAGCCAGUCGUAGUUUCGAACGCUGCAGAACCAGCUUCCGAAACUACAACGGAUCAGGUUGCGCAGCUUCCACCUGUCGAGUGGGUAUUUUGGGUCCAAGUCAGUGAGGAAGUCGGAUAUUGGCGCCUUUUCUCCGAAUUUCCCAACACUGCACAGGUUCUCUUCAAAUGCAAAUUCAGCACCGAUUACCUCCAGAAGCCAGGCCACGUCGCUGACUACGCGCGCAUGCUUCGCAGUCGAGAGACUUACCGGUACCGCGAUGUGUGUGUGGGGAACGUGACGUAUUGGCGCAGGAACGAGCCCAGCAAGCGGAAGAUAGCAGAGGGUAAUAAGGAGAUGACAUGUGAUACUUGUCUAAAUACGGGGCGGUUCUGCGCGAGGAUGGUGAAGGUAGACGGCGUGGUGAAGUUGGGAUUCUUUCCUGUUCCGGAUGCUGCAAGGAACGGAGUUGGGUGGGAAAAGCUGUAUUACUGGGCUGGAGAGAAGAAGGUGGCAAAGCCACAGCAGAGUUCGUACAUGUGA
Messenger RNA from Didymella exigua CBS 183.55, 774 nucleotides. RefSeq lists its product as uncharacterized. The transcript has 2 exons. NCBI's taxonomy places the organism in Eukaryota, Fungi, Ascomycota, Dothideomycetes, Pleosporales, Didymellaceae. The coding region runs from base 1 to 774 and encodes 257 amino acids. The record is from RefSeq and is a predicted model, not a curated record.